AUGCAAGCCAUUCGCCUGGCGCGUCCUAGAGUCUCCUUGCGCCGUCUGGCCACAACCGCUCAGGUGCCCACAUCGGGACCCUCCUCGUCCGUGACCGCGUCUGUUAUCCCUCUCUCCAACGUCGAGGCACAAUGGGAAAAUAUGUCUAAGAGCGAGCAAGCAGUUGUCCACCGGCAGCUCGAGGAGUUGCAGAAGAAGGAUUGGAAGACGCUCUCCAUGGACGAGAAAAAAGCUGCAUACUAUGUUGCCUUUGGCCCACAUGGACCCCGGGCUCCUGUCAGCCCACCUGGCCAGGGCCUCAAGGUUUUCCUUUUCACCAUGGGCCUUGUAGGUGUCGCUGGCCUGCUCUCCAUUGCCAUCCGCUCACGAGCUCCACCUCCACCGAAAACGCUUACACGUGAAUGGGAGGAAGCAACCAAUGAACGCUUGCUCGAGCAAAAGUCGAACCCAAUUUCCGGCAUAUCAUCGGAAGGGUACUCUGGGAAGGGCUUCGUCGUCUCGAAAUAA
Molecule: messenger RNA, 507 nt
Organism: Suillus clintonianus
Lineage: Eukaryota; Fungi; Basidiomycota; Agaricomycetes; Boletales; Suillaceae
Product: COX4, subunit IV of cytochrome c oxidase
Exons: 4
Coding region: 1-507 (168 amino acids)
Biological process (GO): mitochondrial electron transport, cytochrome c to oxygen
Source: RefSeq, a predicted model, not a curated record